Penaeus vannamei (Pacific white shrimp) is the source of this 4460-nucleotide messenger RNA. The record is from RefSeq and is a predicted model, not a curated record. NCBI's taxonomy places the organism in Eukaryota, Metazoa, Arthropoda, Malacostraca, Decapoda, Penaeidae.
AUGCCGGAGGAAGGAGGAGAGGAGGAAGAGGAGGAGGAGGAGGAUCCAGAGCCAGUGUACGUGAGCUCCUCCUCGACCAUCCUGCUGGGGCAGAGCGAGCCCAACACCUACGACGCCGCCUACUCGCCCGGCUACUACAACGCCUCCCUCCUCUCCACGGCCAGCACCUCCAGCAGCCUCUACUACGAGAGCGCCAAGAUCAGGAGCAUCUUCUACGAGGGCGACGAGAACGAGGCCCAGGAGAUCAGCCUCUACGUGGAAGGUGGAGAUUCUGAGGAUGAGGAUAACGCAACAGGUCAUUAUGAAGCCAUAUACGAGGUCAUUAACCCUGCAGAGGACGAACACCUCCAGCGGAGUGAUGACCAGGACUUCGACGACUCCUUUGAUUCAGAUGAUUCGGACGAGGCCUACUCUCGUUUGAGGCCUCAGUUCCUUGAUGAUGGAUCUCAGACCUCAAGGGACCAUCCUGAAUCACUGAGCUCAGAAGUCUCAGCAUCAGACAAACUUCAGCCACAGAACGGCCAGCAACAGCAGCAGCAACAGUAUGGAAUUACCAAGAUUGCUGAAGCAGCCAACCUAGGCAUGCGGAGACUGAGGCGGAACUGGUCACUAACGAAGAAUGAAGUCAGAACAGGCUUGAAUCGUAUUAAAAAGAAGAGCACUUUCAGCGCCUCCGACAUCAAAAGUACAGAAAAUCUAGCAUGUGAUAUGAGCCCCACUAGUGCAGAUAAUAAGAGAAAGUGGUCCUUCAAGAGCCACUUCAGACGAAAAUCCUCAGCAGGGUCGGUGACUUCAGUCACACGAGCAGGACCCCCGGCAUCCAAGAAGGAAUCGGCCACAUUCUACCUUACCCUCACAAUAGAAACAGAAAGACAGGAUGCAGGGGAGAUGUCUGAUGCUUCCCAGCGCACCAUCCGCUCAGAUUCGGAAAGUGUGCUCUCUAAUGCUAGUAUGAAAGAAUAUAGGAAGUCUAGUACUCCUUCAAUAGCAUCUGUCACAACGCAGAGUUCUUGUGAUACCAGUAUGCAAACGAGACAACGACCGGUUUCUAGUAUCUAUAGUAAGAAGGGAUCGACAGGUUCUUGUAGUGGUGGACCAGUAAGACCACGCACAGCACCUCCAGCUCCACCUCCAAAAGAGAAACAUGUCGAUUCAAGAAACACAGAAACUGAACCUGAAGAACUUAGCAAAGCUAAUGUAGCAACCAAGCUGAAUCAGCUGCUGUCUUCAGGACCCACAGCUCCUCCAGGGCGAAGAGUUCUUCGAACAUCAGAAUGCUCAAGCAGUGACACUUCCCCAGUCCCUGUUCUGAUUCAUCCAGAUGACAGUGGAUAUGCUGGAUUGAGGCCAAACAGUGUGAAAUAUGCCACAAUUGACAUGAGUACUCUGGUGUCUAACAGUGGUGGCGACUCCAGCGGGGACGAAAGAGCCUUAGGAUUAGAGGUAGCAAACUCCAUUAUGCAAAAUGUGCCCCAGGCCCGAACGUCUGUUGUGAGUGCUGUUUCCCAUGGGUCAAGCGAGGGAUACAUUCGUCCUGCAGACAUUGCCUCAGCUCCCCCUCCUCUGCCUGCGAGACGAACCCCAGCCAAAUCUCAACUAAAUGCCAAGUCGUCCUCGUCCUCCUCCAGGAGAUCGCAUCCUGUGCUUCUUCACAUGCCCUCUAGUCUUGUGGAUGGGGAUAAUAAUAGCUACCUGGACUUCAGCUGUGAUGCAUUGAAUCAAGACGAGCCAUUGUAUGUGAGUUCACACUUUGCUGAUGAACCCCUCUACCAGUUUUACACUGCAACAGUGCUGGAGCGAGCAACACAGAAUCAAGGAGACUGCUCUUCAGAAGAUGAUUAUGAGGUAAUCAACGAUGGACAUCAUAAUUCCCCACCGGGAAAGCUACAAACUCGUCCUUCUGCAAUGGAGCUUGUGACUCCAGCUGAUGGACGACGUACCCUGUGGUGUGAGCUGCCUGAAGUCAUAGAGAGUGGUAUUUUAAGUCAAAUCAACAGUCAGCAGAAAAAGAUGCAGGAGGCCAUGUUCGAGAUGAUUACCUCCGAGGCCUCCUAUUUGAAGAGUCUCAACGUCUUGGUCACGCAUUUCGUACAGUGCCCAGAGUUCGCUGUUGACGAAGGGGAAGAUGCGGUGCUUACCAGAAGGGAGAGACACAUUCUCUUUUCUGAUAUUUUACCAGUGAAGAGAUGUUCUGAAAUGCUCCUUGCUGACUUGGAGAAACGAUGGCAGGAGUCCGUCAGAAUCUCAAAACUUUCCGACAUAAUACUGAAACAUGCUCAUAACCACUCACAAGCCUAUGUCAAAUACUGUUCUAAUCAAAUCUACCAAGAUAGAAUUCUAAAAGAACUGAAAGAAAAUAAUCCGAGGUUCUUAGAGGUGCUGAAUCGCUUAGAGAGUUCUCCAGUGUGCCAAUCCCUUGCCAUGCACUCCUUCCUCAUGCUCCCCAUGCAGAGGAUCACAAGAUUGCCCUUGCUCGUGGAUGCCAUAUUUCAUAGGCUGGAAUACGGCACUCCAGAAUGGAACGAGUGUAAACUAGCCUUAGCUACUCUAACAAAGAUUGUAGCAGAAUGCAAUGAGGGAGCCAGGAAGAUGGAGCGUAUGGAAGAAAUGCUCAUCAUUUCCCGUCAGUUGGACUUCCGAGAGGUGAAAGCCAUUCCCCUCAUCUCGGCAUCCCGUUGGCUUGUGAAGAAAGGGGAAAUGACGAGACUCACCUGGAGGGAGAACGACGUCAAACUCACCUUUGGCAGGAGAAUAUCCAAACACACCUUGUAUUUCUUCCUUUUCACAGACCUGCUAGUAGUUACAAAGAAAAAGAGUGAUGACCAGUACAUGGUGCUGGACUACUGCUCGAGGAACAUGGUACAAGUUUUGGAACUAGACGCUGCAGACAAGUUCCCAGGACGCAUUUUGGACGGCCACAAGAACCUUCUUAUCCUGACCAUGUUGCAGAACCAUGAGAACAAGACUGUUGAAAUGGUUGUAUCCUGUCCUAUGGAGUCUGAUAGAACGCGCUGGGUGGAAGCAGUGACGCCUAGGAGCUCGGACAAUCCUGACGAGAGGAUAUACGAGGAGUGGGACUGCCCUCAGGUGCAAGCAAUUCACCCAUAUGUUGCCAAACAACCAGAUGAACUUUCUCUCGAAGUAUCUGAUGUUGUUAAUGUUCUAAAGAAGAUGGCAGAUGGCUGGUAUCAGGGAGAGAGAAUCCGAGACCAGGAGCGAGGAUGGUUCCCCGGGAGCUUCACCGUGGAGAUCUCGUCGACCCACGUCAGGGCUCGCAACCUCCGCCAGCGCUACCGCCUCCUGGCCAUCUCCGGCUCUCUUCUGGAUGAGCUGAAAAGGGAGAAGGAACGCUACGAGAAGGAGGAGAAGAAGAAGGACCGCAGAAGAACGCUUACUAUGAAGGAGGUGAUAUCGUCUCAGGCACUCAGUUAGGAGAAAGGAUAGAAGUGGACAGUAUUUCACAUCCUUCCAAGUGGUAACCUUUUUUUUAUGUGCGUGUUAUGUUGAGUAUGUUGCAAACUGAAAAGAAAAAAAAGGAAAGCACAUUCAGAAGACACUGAUGUACUUAUGGAUUUUCAGUGAAAGAAGCAAUAAACUUUUGUCAUAUAAAUGCUGGCUUUAUGAUUACAAUAGUGCAGAAACAUGUACAGAAACUCCUUUUUGUUAAGCUUUUCCAUUAUCACAUUCUCCAGUGGUGGCAACAAGACAGAAUUGCGAUGGAGUAACGCCUGUGAGCAUUAGUAGUCAGUGAUGGGAAAUACCUUUGUGGAGAAGCUUAGGUAACUGAGAAAUGAAAUUUGUUUUCCUUAUAUGAUGCCUCCAACAGUAUGGAUUUGAUUUUUUGAUCUUCAAUUUGUGUAAUGGUGAAAGGGGGUCAGUAUUACACACAAAUACAGCAUAUUAUAAACAGACCCACACAAACAUGUAUACAUACAUACAGUAUAUAUAUACAUAUAUACUCGCAUAUGAAUGUGUGUAAGCAUAUAUUGUUGUGAUCUCUCUCUUGUUACAACUUUUAGAAGUCUAUUGAGUUUAGGUGCCAGGACUAACAAGGAUUUUCAGUUUCAGCGGGAUGAAAGGAGCAAUUGUGAUGUAAAGUGUAUGCAGUGAUUGUUACUCAACUAACAUAGUAGUUUGUUAUCCCAACAUUGGAAUGUGUAAUAAAUAUUGUGUAUGGAACCAUAAUCAAAGGUAAAUUCAGAUAUUUAUAAUUACAGUGUUUGAAAUACUUAACCAAAUAUAAAGGGCAAUCGUUUUUUUUUUCUUUGUUAUAUAGUUCUUAAAAAAAGGUAUUUAAGAUUUCUUUUGUAUUUGAGGUACAGCAAUGUGAAUAAGAUUAUUGAAUAUAUUGUUCAUUUAGAUCCAGUAUUUGAACCUGUAUAUAAGAAUCUGGUAACAUUCCAGAUGUAAGUUUAUUGUGUAUAUAAUGAGAAUUUGAUAAAAUACAAUUUUAAAGAUUA